Messenger RNA from Penicillium verhagenii, 2070 nucleotides. Its product is annotated as homeobox domain-containing protein. The transcript is spliced from 2 exons. The record is from RefSeq and is a predicted model, not a curated record. Gene Ontology annotation, molecular function: DNA binding; DNA-binding transcription factor activity, RNA polymerase II-specific. Lineage: Eukaryota; Fungi; Ascomycota; Eurotiomycetes; Eurotiales; Aspergillaceae. Gene Ontology annotation, biological process: regulation of transcription by RNA polymerase II. The coding region runs from base 1 to 2070 and encodes 689 amino acids. Gene Ontology annotation, cellular component: nucleus; RSC-type complex.
AUGAGUUACAUUCAUCCCUCAUGGAACUACCCUGGCCAUUCGGGUCUCCCAAUGGACCACACUCUCGCCUACGACCCAAGCAUGGUUCCCCCUCCUAUGAUGCAUCCCAUGGACGGUUACUGCUACCCUCACCCACCCAUGGAGAUGAUUGAUUACUACCACCAACCCAUCAUGGACUACGACGAAUACACAGAGAACCUGUCCAGGCCGCGCUUGACAAAGGAGCAAGUCGAGACUCUGGAGAACCAGUUCCAGGCUCACCCCAAACCCAGCAGCAAUGUCAAGCGUCAAUUGGCGGCCCAAACUAACCUGAGCUUGCCUCGCGUGGCUAAUUGGUUCCAAAACCGACGCGCCAAGGCAAAGCAACAAAAACGCCAAGAAGAAUUUGAGAAGAUGCAAAAGGCCAAGGCUGAGGCCGAGGAGGCGGCCCGUCGCAAGUCAGACGCUUCGGAUCACCCAUCGGGGUCACAGACUUCUGCCCCCAAGGAAGAACCCGAGCGAUCCGAGACCCCGAAACAACAAACAGCAGUGAAGUCUGAGGACGGUGUGAAGACAGAUGAGAUUAAGAAGCAUCAAAAAACGAAGAGUGAGUCUGCCCGAGACGCAACUUUCGCCUCAUUGCAGCGAGCACUGAACGCUGCAGUUGCUGCAAGGGACCGCUUCACACGACGGGACUCGCGCUCCAAGCACGACUCCCCUAUUGAGGAAGAGCCUAUCUCUCCCACAUCGAUGGCCCCGCCCAAGGUGGCUGCUAGCGCACAGGAACACAAGGGCCAUCCCGCCUACCAAUAUCAGGACUGGCCCGAUGUCAAAGAGCCGGCUCAGUGGGCAUCCCCCCACGGUCACUCCGAAGUGCCAGGCUCAUCGCACUCCGUUUCUCAGAAUGUAGACGCAUACACAGGGGCACAGUUCCCUCGACACGAAGAGUGGGUUGAGGCUCCCAAAGAUCAACACAUGCAUGCCGUUGGAUCCGAUGCUGGUCUUGGUUACACAAACAUGCAAUACCCCUUGUCCAUGCAGACUCCCGACAUCUCCGUUACCCGCCGUGAGUCAUCAAGUGCUCUCACAGCUUCUUUGGAGGCUAUCGGCAUCUGCGCGACUGGAUCUCCGGAUACUGCAAGCCAGGCUGGAUCAUGGAAGGGAUCGGGUCAGGAGCUUGACCUUGCCGCUCGGCGAAAGCGCCCCCGUCCUGCCGCCAUUGGCACUUCCAACACUCACUCACUGGCUGCUUCAACCUCCAUGUCUUCUCUUUCUCCAACUAGCCGCAUGCCUAGUUCGGGUGCUGGUAACUCGAUGAGGCAUUCCAAGUCGGCUCAGUGCCUAAACAACAGAUACGCUGGUGUUCGCAAGGCUUCCGCUGCCCAGCGAUCCCCCCUCAACUUCACAUUUGCUGAGUCCGGCUCCAUGAAGGCUAGCAAGGCUGAGAUGUUGCGGCCAUCGGUCUCGUCAACAACUUUGGCUCCUCCAACCCCGUUGACCCCCCAAGACUUCCAACACUUCAUGCCUGCCUCGCCGACCGAUAGCUACUGCCUGUCAGCGCACUCUAAUACUCAAUUCUUCCCCUCAUCUCAGCCCAUGCAAGUAAACAUUGCAUCCCCUCCUACUACUCCCUUGGACAUCUACUCUCCUUUCACCUACCAGAAUGCACCCCCGCCAAUGUCGGCCCCAGCUCAAGUCAGCAAUUUUCCCGAGUAUGUUAGCUGUGACCCAGUUCCUAUGACUGCUCGGAGCUGGCAAGACACUUCUGCUCUUUCCUCACCGGAAUACCCGGCUGGUCUUCAAGUGCCACACUCUAGCACUGUUUCACCAAUUGGCUAUGAAGCUUCUGUUGACCACCGCGGGCAUGGCUUUAUGGAAUCUGUUGCUGGCUCCCCAUCCUUGAUCUACUCGAUCGAGGAUGCCGACAUGCCAAUUUCAGCAGAUGGGGAAAGGAAAGCUUCGGAGUUUUCGAUGCAUGAGUACCACGAGCAGCAGGAGGCUCAUCGUUUCGCUGCUCAUCAGAUGGGGUCUGUUCACAAGCCAAAGGCAUACACAUUUGCGAACAAUUCCACGCCGAGCCACUACCCCUGA